Molecule: messenger RNA, 476 nt
Organism: Oppiella nova
Lineage: Eukaryota; Metazoa; Arthropoda; Arachnida; Sarcoptiformes; Oppiidae
Source: the annotation of a GenBank genome assembly
AGAGUUGUGUUGAAGUAAUGGUGCGAUCGCUGAGAUAUGCGGAGAGAAAGCUCUUAAAGAAAGUCGAUUUCAUUGAUUGGGAAACCAAUUCAGUCAAAGAGAUCGCAAUCCUCAGGAAGUAUUGCAUCGAAAGACACGAAUACACGAAAUACAACAAAAUGUGUCAUAAAAUCUGGAAAUUAUGUCAAAGUAUUGGAUGUCUUCCGACGGAUGACUCGUUUCGUAACAACAGUUCCCAAGAAUUGAUGGAAAAGUUGUAUUCAAUCGGUUUAAUCAAAACAAAACGCCUCAAGAAAUGCAAUUCAGUUAACGUUAAGGCCUUUUGUCGGCGAAGACUUGCCGUGUAUUUGAUUCACUCGGGAAUGUUCUCCGGACCCCUCUCUAUGGCCGUGAAGUACGUAAGACACGGACACAUCCGCGUCGGACCCGAUGUGGUGACAGAUCCGGCAUUUCUGGUGACCAGAAAUCACGAGGAC